This is a messenger RNA of Plodia interpunctella (Indianmeal moth), 623 nucleotides long. Its product is annotated as valacyclovir hydrolase-like. The transcript has 4 exons. Gene Ontology annotation, molecular function: serine hydrolase activity. Bases 1 to 540 code for a protein of 179 amino acids. NCBI's taxonomy places the organism in Eukaryota, Metazoa, Arthropoda, Insecta, Lepidoptera, Pyralidae. The record is from RefSeq and is a predicted model, not a curated record.
AUGCUCACCCGUGGAUUAGCACUACAAAUCUCAAAAUACUCUAUGCUGGGAUGGAGCGAUGGCGGAACUACGAGCAUGAUCCACGCAGCAAAGUAUCAGGUCGCAGUGCAAAAAUUGGUUCUUUGGGGCACAAAUUCCUUCAUGCUGCCCCAUGAAAUAGAGUUAUAUAAAAAUGUAAAAGAUGUAAACAAAUGGUCAAAUAAAAUGAGGACCCCAAUGGAACGGAUAUAUGGCGAUUAUUUCCCUCAAUAUUGGUCGGCCCUGCUCGACGGCUUAAUAGCUAAGUUCAAAUCAAAAAACGGGAACAUUUGCUCAGAAAUGCUUAAGGAUAUCAGGUGUCCAACCCUGAUUAUGCACGAGGAGAAGGACCCUAUGGUGGCUCCAGUUCAUGCUACUUAUUUCCACAAACAUAUUCAAGGAUCCAGAUUACAACUCUAUCCGGAAGGCAAGCAUAAUAUUCACUUAAAAUAUGCUGAAGAUUUCAACAAAAAGAGUGCAAGAGUUUUUAUUAAAUUAGCAGGGAGAAACGAAGAAAUGUAACAAAAUUCCCAUAUUUUAUUUUCAUUUACUCCUUAUAAGCAUGUCUUAUUUCAAAAUAAAACAAUUUACAUUCAAUAACACAA